CGCGAACCUCGCUUGAGACGUCCGCGUUCAUCAUCAGAGCAUCGCAUACAGAAUCUGUUCCCGUUGGCUUGUCCCCAGAAACAAAUCAAGUCGCUUUCCGUAGUAGCUUCAAAAGCUCCAAUCUUGGCCAUGACUUUCUUCUCGCCAGCUCCAUACCACAUCCUGAGGUACGUAGGCCGUCCAUCCUUCCUCGCCUCUCUCAUCACCAAGGCUUAACCACCGGUCACCUCCUGCUUGUUCCAGCUACGGCGCUCUCCUUGGAACGACAUUUUUCCACGUAAUGCCCUUUGACCCGUCCCUCUCUCCCAGUCUCAACCCGAUCCCACCUAACGACGAACCUAGACCUUCGUAGGAGGCAUAAUCUCCUUCCAAGUCCUCCCGCGGCCCCAAUUCGGCGCGCUCAUGGCCAAGAUCUUCCCCGUUUACUUCACCCUGCAGGCGGCGCUGCCCGCCGUGCUGGCGCUGACCUACCCGGCGAGCCGCAACCCAUUUGGCGUCGCGGGCGGCGUGGCCGGCGUGCUGGAUCCGUCGAACCGGUGGAGCGUGCUGGCGCCACUAGCGGGAGCGUUUGCGUGCGCAGUCGGGAACCUGGCGGUUAUCGGGCCUGCUACGACGAGGGUCAUGGAUGAACGGAGAGUGCAGGAGAGGAAAGACGGCAAGAAGUCCAAUGACGCGCCUCCGCACUCGCAGGAGAUGGUGGCGCUCAACAAGCGCUUCUCCAUGCUGCACGGCAUUUCGUCGCUGCUGAACCUGGCGACGUUCGUCGGGACGGUCGUGUACGGCUUCACGCUCUCCUCCCGGCUGUCGUAAAAAUUCCAGAAGACUUGUCUGCACAGCCCCCGGUGGUUAUUCCCCUAUCCUAUGCCUAUGCUAGUGCGAAAGAAUGAGGAAUUACAAAUUCCAUACAGAGAGCGAUGUGGCCGACAUCCGCCGUGUCCCGUCUCUUGUUAUCAGAAAUAGAAAAUUCGAAGAAAAAACGCCUCCAGAUGUUUCGGUUCUG
Messenger RNA from Parathielavia appendiculata, 1000 nucleotides. RefSeq lists its product as uncharacterized. The record is from RefSeq and is a predicted model, not a curated record. The coding region runs from base 403 to 810 and encodes 135 amino acids. The transcript has 2 exons. NCBI's taxonomy places the organism in Eukaryota, Fungi, Ascomycota, Sordariomycetes, Sordariales, Chaetomiaceae.